This is a messenger RNA of Botrytis fragariae, 1497 nucleotides long. RefSeq lists its product as uncharacterized. Lineage: Eukaryota; Fungi; Ascomycota; Leotiomycetes; Helotiales; Sclerotiniaceae. The record is from RefSeq and is a predicted model, not a curated record. Gene Ontology annotation, cellular component: actin cortical patch. Bases 1 to 1497 code for a protein of 498 amino acids. The transcript has 3 exons. Gene Ontology annotation, molecular function: phosphatidate phosphatase activity.
AUGGUUACGACUCUUCCUCAAGUGCUUCUUGCACUUAUUCCAGUGGCUUUGGCAUUUCCAGCGCCACAUCCAGUAGCUCAACCUGUUCCUCAUCCUAUGAUAACUCCACGAGCCUCUUUGACCGAUAGAACACCAUCACUAGUGGAAGAAAGGGGAGUGAUUAGUUCCGUCGAAUCAUCCAUCAAAGGUCUAGAAAGUUAUAUUACCAGUGUCCUCGGCACUUAUCCUUCAUACAUUGCCAGCGGGGUACCCAAUUUCUUUCAGGAUUUUCCAACAGGAAGCGCGGUUCAAAGUAGUUUAGGAAUUAGUGAUAGUGACUUGGCAGCUACUCCUACACAAGUCUUGAAUAUCCCAGGAUAUGCGAAUUGGACUGAUCAAGGCUGGAACCUCCGUGUCCAUGGAAAUGUCUUCAAACAACCAAACAUUUCCGAAUCCAAGUUGGAUGAUUUAGCAAAUAUCUUCCUAGUCGGUACCUCAAUCGAAGAUCUUCCCGCGGCCCAACAAACUCAAGCCCGAAACCUUACUGCCGAAAUCUUCGUCGUACAACAAGCAAAUGUUAAUGUUUCAUUCAGCUUGGAGCCUGCUGCGUCUCAAGGUGGAGAUGGAGAGAGUGGUGGCGGUGGAGCGGUAACCGCAGGUGGAGGAGCCCAAAAUAUUACACUUGUGGGACAAACAACCGUGGAGGGUGACUAUGAUCAAUUCAUUCAAAUCGCCAACGUUUCAGGACCUGGUGGAUAUCUUGCUCCUGGUAACGACACAACCGAUAUUCAAAGAAUAAACGUUUACACCGACGGCACACUGACCGGAAAUGCAACAUCCUACCUCGUCCCUGAGUCUGGUAUUACCAUUAUCUCCGACAUUGAUGACAUUCUUCGUGUUACAAAGAUUUACGAACCAGAGGAAGGUCUUCUUAACUCUUUUGCCAGACCAUUCACUCAAUGGAUGAACAUGCCUGAUAUUUACGCCAAUUGGUCUCGCACCAUUCCUAACUUUCACUUCCAUUACUUAACCACUACCCCGAGCAAGUUACAAGAAACUACAUGCAAUGUAUCUGCUACACUCUCUAUCCGAAAGUAUCUUCUCACCAAAAUCUUUGAGACCUAUCCCAACCGCAAAUUUAUUUUGAUGGCCGAUACUUCCAACUCUGAUGUUAUGAAGGAUUAUCCUGAGAUGGCUACCGAUUUUCCUGGGCAAGUCCAAUGUAUCUUCCUCCGCAAUACAUCUGCGACUGAUAGUGGAGACAAAUUCCCAUACGAGACAUCGGGUUUCCAAAAUUUGAACCAGUCACAAUACAUGUUCUUUUUAGUACCAGAUGAUCUUACGAACCUUGAUAUUGUCAAUGGACAAUGUUACAAUAGCACUAUUCCGCAAAACGUCACAUUCAGCCUGCAAGGACUACCUUUCGGAUUGAGCAAAAGCGGUGCUGGAAAGAGCAUGGCUAUUGGACGGAGUUUGGUUUGGGCAGCUAUGGUUGGAGCUUUCAUGCUCGCCUUGUAA